This is a messenger RNA of Salarias fasciatus (jewelled blenny), 1387 nucleotides long. Its product is annotated as aquaporin FA-CHIP-like. Lineage: Eukaryota; Metazoa; Chordata; Actinopteri; Blenniiformes; Blenniidae. Gene Ontology annotation, molecular function: carbon dioxide transmembrane transporter activity; glycerol transmembrane transporter activity; water channel activity. Gene Ontology annotation, biological process: carbon dioxide transmembrane transport; renal water transport; hyperosmotic response. Gene Ontology annotation, cellular component: membrane. The record is from RefSeq and is a predicted model, not a curated record.
UGACCAUUAUCAGCCAGGGCCUUAUAUAUGCAGCCUGUUGCUGUUGUUUUGAGAGUACGAACACACACACACACACAUACACGCACACGCACAGCGAUACACACUGGGCAGGCGUUUUGCUGAGGGAUCAGCUCAGACCCAGAGCACCGGCCGCUGAACUAGAGGAGAAGAAAACCCAUGAGGGAGUUCAAGAGCAAGGACUUCUGGAGGGCCGUGCUGGCCGAGCUGGUGGGCAUGACCCUCUUCAUCUUCCUCAGCAUCUCCACCGCCAUCUGGAACCCCAACAACACAAAGCCGGACCAGGAGGUGAAGGUGUCUCUGGCCUUCGGACUGUCCAUCGCCACGCUGGCGCAGGCCUUGGGCCACAUCAGCGGCGCCCACCUGAACCCCGCCGUCACCCUGGGGAUGCUCGCCAGCUGCCAGAUCAGCGUCUUCAAGGCCGUCAUGUACAUCGUGGCCCAGAUGCUGGGCUCGGCGCUGGCCAGCGGCAUCGUGUACGGGACGCGGCCGGACGGCAACGCCGACCUGGGGCUCAACGCCCUCAACGGCGUCACUGCCAGCCAAGGCGUGGGCAUCGAGCUGCUGGCCACCUUCCAGCUGGUGCUGUGUGUCAUCGCGGUCACUGAUAAACGGCGGCGUGACGUCACCGGCUCGGCGCCGCUGGCCAUCGGCCUGUCGGUCUGCCUGGGACACCUGGCAGCUAUCAGCUACACGGGCUGCGGCAUCAAUCCCGCCCGCUCCUUCGGCCCCGCUUUGAUCAUGAAGGAUUUUAAGGACCACUGGGUCUACUGGGUCGGCCCCAUGUGCGGCGGCGUGGCGGCGGCGCUCAUCUACGACUUCCUGCUCUCCCCGAAGUUCGACGACUUCCCCGAGCGCAUGAAGGUGCUGGUCACGGCCCGUGGCGACUACGACGUCAACGGCGGCAACGAGGCCACGACCGUGGAGAUGACGUCGAAAUAGAGCCUCCGCCCGAACGCCAUUGUAUAUAUAUAACAAUACUCUGUAAAAAAAAACAAAAAAACAAAAAAACAAAAAAAAAUACAAAUUAAAGAGAUAUAUGAAGCUCUUAUGUUUUGUCUAGGUUGUCGGCAUUGUCUGUGCUGCUUCUGAGUAAGGAUUCUGGUCGUCGGGAGCACUUUAGUCGCAUUUCAUUCUGAUUCACUCCUUUCGUUUGACCAGGGACAAACUUUCUACCCAAACUGCCGAUCAAGUGCUGAGCUGAGUGUGAAGGACUUGACAGGGCAGUGAGCUGAAAUGUUUUUUAUUUCCUCAUCAGUAUUCUAUGUUGAGCCAUUUUUUUUGUAUGUACUUCUAUCACUUUAUAUUUCAGAUGGAUAAUGUAUUGUGUGCACACUCUUUUUUAAAUAAAACACUUGGUGUUAAAUCA